GUGUGGCCGCGGCAUAGACCGAUGAUGCGUCACGGACCGGGGCGUGCAUUGGCGCCAAAUCAGCCGAUCGAUGUCUCCAAAGUGCACCCCGCAUCGGUGGUCACCACUUUCAUUCCGCAGCAGCAGCAUCAGCAGCGGGCGCUGCCUAACCCGACUGCGCCAAGGGCCAAGCUGUGAAAAAGGAAGAUGCUUCUAUUCCAGUGACUCGCUUUUUUAAAUUGCUCUCAGCUGGUCGGGUCACGCCUGGCUGUUCACAAAUAUAAAUGCCUGUUUAUGUUCUUGUUCGCCGCAGCCUGACACUCUACCUUCUUCUUUUCUUUUCUAUUAUUUCUAUACUUCACAAUAAAGUACUCACCGUGUUUUAUACCAUGUCUAACAGACGCAGCACCCCCGCUGGUACUAGAUACCGUGAUAGCAUUGCUAUUAUCUCGACGCGCGGGCCCUCCGUGGUCUCGUCGUCGCUGUUGGCACCCCAGUCGCGGCUACGCCGCGCAUCGCUGCCUGCCCGCAACCCAUGCGCCGGGCUAUACAGCGAUGGGCCUGAGAGCGACGUAGACGACGUAGGCGCCCAUUCGGGCCAGUCGGGUGCCGACAGCGACCUGUCGUCGUUACUUGUAACCUACAUCAGCGGUGGACGUGAUAUCACCAGCGUGCGAGACGGGCUGAUUAAGAACCCCGAGGCACGGUGUCUGGUCGAGUUCUACAGCGACGGCGGGCGGCAGCCGUGCAUAAUGACGCUGCGCGAGGACGGCUUUGUCUGGAACCAAGAGAUAUUCCUCAACCGCUGGUCGAGCCAGUACGAGUCAGUCGCACGGCGCAACCCGUUCAUGCAGAAGAUGAGCAACUCCAUCGCCGAGGAGUCGCUGGGGGAUGGCGAGCUCAUGGCGAUCGACAACAUCAACGUCCACGAGAUAUUUCCCGAGGAUUGCCCCCGGCUCUUCUAGAUAGCUACUCUGCCACUUUGUAACAUGACCAUAUGUAUUCUCGACUUUGCCAUAUCCGCUGAAACACCCAGCUGGGCAGGCUGAGGUGCGGAGCCGAGCUCUGGCGGUGGGGCAGGGCCUCCGUUUGCACCAGGACGAUCGCCUCACCUGACCGACCCAAUCAGAACACAGACCGUCGCCAGAGGUUCUGAAAAAACUUUCAGAUGCUUGUUAGGUGUUUACCGCUGGUGGAGGCGUGGCUUUUCUUCUCUACUUCGCUCGCAUAUUUGCUCCUCGCGUCUAGUUCCUCGCUUCUAUAACUACCUCCUCCCUCCGCCUUAUAUUUCUUUGUAGCGUGGCCACCCUCUCCUC
Messenger RNA from Linderina pennispora, 1295 nucleotides. RefSeq lists its product as uncharacterized. The record is from RefSeq and is a predicted model, not a curated record. The coding region runs from base 264 to 944 and encodes 226 amino acids. The transcript has a single exon. NCBI's taxonomy places the organism in Eukaryota, Fungi, Kickxellomycota, Kickxellomycetes, Kickxellales, Kickxellaceae.